Messenger RNA from Lactuca saligna, 2620 nucleotides. NCBI's taxonomy places the organism in Eukaryota, Viridiplantae, Streptophyta, Magnoliopsida, Asterales, Asteraceae. The record is from the annotation of a GenBank genome assembly.
AUGUCUGGUGAAGAACUCAUCCCCUAUCCAUACAAAAACCAAAACCAGUCAGAAAGAGAUAGAAAGCGUAGAACAGAGUUCGAGAUAUUUUCCUUCAAUUUUUCAAGAAUCAAUGGAGUGCUUUGGAGCUCGAAACAUGACGGCAACAAUGGCGCAUCGUCUUCGUUGCGUCAAAUUAAGUGCAGCUCUAAAAGCGACCGUUGUGUAGUGGAUAAACAAGGGAUUUCCGUAGCAGACGAAGAAGAUUAUGUGAAGGCCGGUGGAUCGGAGCUGUUUUUUGUUCAAAUGCAGCGGACUAAGUCCAUGGAAAGCCAAUCUAAACUUUCCGAAAAGCUAGCACAGAUACCAAUUGGAAAUUGCAUACUUGAUCUGGUUGUAAUCGGUUGUGGCCCUGCUGGCCUUGCUCUUGCUGCAGAAUCAGCCAAACUAGGGUUGAACGUUGGACUCAUUGGUCCUGAUCUUCCUUUUACAAACAAUUAUGGUGUUUGGCAGGAUGAAUUUAUAGGUCUUGGACUUGAAGGAUGCAUUGAACAUUCCUGGCAAGAUACUCUUGUAUACCUUGAUGAUGAUGCUGAUCCCAUCCGCAUAGGUCGUGCAUAUGGUAGAGUUCAUCGUGAUUUACUUCAUGAAGAGUUGUUAAGAAGGUGUGUGGAGUCAGGUGUCUCAUAUCUAAGCUCCAAAGUAGAACGAAUCACUGAAGCUCCAAAUGGCUAUAGUCUCAUUGAAUGUGAAGGCAACAUCACCAUUCCAUGCAGGCUUGCUACUGUUGCAUCAGGGGCAGCUUCAGGGAAAUUUCUGGAGUAUGAACUUGGGGGUCCUCGUGUUUGUGUCCAAACAGCUUAUGGUAUAGAGGUUGAGGUUGAAAACAACCCAUAUGAUCCAGAUCUAAUGGUGUUCAUGGAUUACAGAGACGUCUCAAAACAUAAACCAGAAUCUUUAGAAGCAAAAUAUCCAACUUUCCUCUAUGUCAUGGCCAUGUCUCCAACAAAAAUAUUCUUUGAGGAAACUUGUCUAGCUUCAAGAGAAGCCAUGCCUUUCAAUCUUUUAAAGUCAAAACUCAUGUCACGAUUGAAGGCAAUGGGUAUCCGAAUAACAAGAACAUACGAAGAGGAAUGGUCGUAUAUACCCGUAGGUGGAUCGUUACCUAAUACAGAACAAAAGAAUCUCGCAUUUGGUGCUGCAGCUAGUAUGGUGCACCCUGCCACAGGGUAUUCAGUUGUCCGAUCUUUGUCAGAAGCUCCUAAUUAUGCAGCGGUUAUUGCUAAGAUUUUAAGACAAGAUCAAUCUAAAGAAAUGAUUUCUCUUGGAAAAUACACUAACAUUUCAAAACAAGCAUGGGAAACACUGUGGCCACUUGAAAGGAAAAGACAGCGAGCCUUCUUUCUGUUUGGACUAUCACACAUCGUGCUAAUGGAUCUAGAGGGAACACGUACAUUUUUCCGUACUUUCUUUCGUUUGCCCAAAUGGAUGUGGUGGGGAUUUUUGGGAUCUUCUUUAUCUUCAACGGAUUUGAUAAUAUUUGCGCUGUAUAUGUUUGUGAUAGCACCUCACAGCUUGAGAAUGGAACUGGUUAGACAUUUACUUUCUGAUCCGACAGGGGCAACUAUGGUAAAAGCAUAUCUCACUAUAUAGAUUUUGAUUAUAUAAAUAAUAAUACCCAUAUCUUGCAUAUAUAAGCCUUCUUUAUCUGUCUUGUAUGCUUACAACAACAUAAUCAUUAAUUAUAUGUUUGUUUUUUUUUUUUAAGUCAUGUUUACAAUAAUUUCUGAUCAACAUAUGUCAUACUGAAUGUUUUGGACUCUUUUCCACACGACUAGAUUGAGUCCAUGUAAGUAGGUAAUAAUGAUUUGAAUGCAAAAAGAAUUUCCCCAAAAAAUGUUGUAAUUUCGUAGUAGUUUUUCAGGUAAAAGAUGGCAAAUAUAAAGGUUUUCUUUUGAAAUUUGUCUAUUUUCUAAAUAAGAAAUGUAUUGUAAACUAUAUGGACUUAGACACUUAGUAGAUUAUCUUUUAAGAAAAAAAAAAUCAGUUUAAAUUUGCGAUGAGAUUCGACGACUAUAGACGUGUAACACUCGACAUAGGAGUGUACAAAAUGAUUUUUAAAGGAAAAGUAUUGAGUUAGAGUCAACUUGACUAAUAUAAUUAAUUAGCAAUUAAUUAAGAAAUAAUUGAUUCGUACCAUUAAUUAAGAAAUAUAGACUAUAGUAAUAAAAAAUUAUUGACUCAUUUACCAGAAUUAAUAAUUUCAUAAUUAUUGACUCAUGUGUUGUCAACAUAAAAUAAUAAAAAAACUAAAAUUUUAAAUUCAUUACAUAGUAUAUAAAAAUUUAUUCGUACCAAUGACUGACGGUUGAAUGAAUUGCUAUGUGUUAUACGAAUAUAAAUAUUAAAGAGGGUACAGUAAACGAUUAAGUAAUUUAUGAAACAAAUAUAUUUUUAGUAUAAUUAGGUAGGUCAGUAACUUUUUUUUGUUUAUAUUUUAGCUAAUUAAUGUGAUAACUUUAUUAUUACAACAAUUAUAUUCGGGAUAAUGAUUUAGGAGGGUAAUAAGGUUUCCAGCUUGUUCGUAUUAGGUCACUAAGGUUUUUUUUGUGCGUAUUAGACCAAUAUGGUUGUUAUUACC